Molecule: messenger RNA, 7209 nt
Organism: Peromyscus californicus insignis
Lineage: Eukaryota; Metazoa; Chordata; Mammalia; Rodentia; Cricetidae
Gene: Fndc3b
Product: fibronectin type III domain containing 3B
Exons: 26
Coding region: 139-3762 (1207 amino acids)
Molecular function (GO): protein binding
Source: RefSeq, a predicted model, not a curated record
GGGGGCGGCAGCGGCGCAGGGGGCGGCGGGGAUCCCGCGGGCGGCUGGCUGGGACGGCGUGGGCGACCCGGAUCGCGGGCGCCCGGAGCCCCGUUUCAGCCCGAGGGGAGGUAGCUGGUUGAGGGCAGUUCUCCAUGAAUGUACGUCACCAUGAUGAUGACCGACCAGAUCCCCCUGGAACUGCCACCCCUGCUCAAUGGGGAGGUGGCCAUGAUGCCCCACUUGGUGAAUGGAGAAGCAGCCCAGCAGGUCAUUCUUGUCCAAGUUAACCCAGGGGAGACCUUCACCAUAAGAGCCGAGGAUGGAACACUGCAGUGCAUCCAAGGACCUGCUGAAGUUCCCAUGAUGUCACCCAAUGGGUCCAUUCCUCCCAUCCAUGUGCCUCCAGGUUAUAUCUCACAGGUGAUUGAAGACAGUACUGGAGUCCGCCGGGUGGUGGUCACACCCCAGUCUCCUGAGUGUUACCCACCGAGCUAUCCCUCAGCCAUGUCUCCCACCCAUCACCUCCCCCCUUAUCUGACUCACCACCCGCACUUCAUUCAGAACUCGCACACAGCCUACUACCCUCCUGUCACCGUGCCUGGAGACAUGCCACCACAGUUCUUCCCCCAGCACCACCUGCCCCCCACCAUAUAUAGUGAGCAAGAAAUUAUCCCACUGUAUGGAAUGUCGAGCUAUAUCACUCGAGAAGACCAGUAUAGCAAGCCACCCCACAAAAAGCUGAAGGACCGCCAGAUUGACCGCCAGAACCGCCUAAACAGCCCACCUUCCACCAUCUACAAGAGCAACUGUGCCACGGUGUACAAUGGCUAUGGCAAAGGCCACAGUGCUGGAAGCGGUGGAGGAGUCGGAGGUGGGAGCGGAGGUGGACCUGGGAUCAAAAAGACAGAGCGGAGAGCAAGAAGCAGCCCCAAGUCCAGUGAUUCGGACUUGCAAGAGUAUGAGUUGGAAGUCAAAAGAGUCCAAGACAUCCUUUCGGGAAUAGAGAAACCACAGGUGUCUAAUAUCCAGGCAAGAACAGUUGUGCUGUCCUGGGCACCCCCUGUCGGACUGUCCUGUGGACCCCAUGGUGGUCUUUCCUUCCCUUACAGCUACGAGGUCAUCUUAUCUGACAAAGGGAGAGAUGGGAAAUACAAGAUCAUUUACAGUGGAGAAGAAUUGGAAUGUAACCUGAAAGAUCUCAGGCCUGCCACUGAUUACCAUGUGAGGGUGUAUGCCGUGUACAAUUCCGUCAAGGGACCUUGCUCUGAGCCAGUUAGCUUCACCACCCACAGCUGUACACCAGAGUGCCCCCUUCCUCCCAAGCUGGCGCACAGGAGCAGAAGUUCACUCACCUUGCAAUGGAAGGCACCAAUUGACAAUGGUUCAAAAAUCAGCAGCUACCUUUUAGAAUGGGACGAGGGAAAGAGAAACAGUGGCUUCAGACAGUGUUUCUUUGGGAACCAGAAGCAUUGCAAGUUGACAAAACUCUGUCCAGCCAUGGGCUACACGUUCAGGCUCGCUGCUCGGAACGACAUCGGCACCAGUGGAUACAGCCAGGAGGUGGUGUGCUAUACACUAGGAAACAUCCCACAGAUGCCUUCAGCACCCAGGCUCGUCCGAGCUGGCGUCACCUGGAUCACACUGCAAUGGAACAGGCCAGAAGGCUGCUCGCCUGAGGAAGUAAUUACCUACACCCUGGACAUCCAGGAGGAUGAAAAUGAUAACCAUUUCCACCCAAAGUACAGUGGAGAAGAUCUAACCUGUACUGUGAAAAAUCUCAAAAGAAGCACACAGUACAAAUUCAGGCUGACUGCCUCUAACAUGGAAGGGAGAAGCUGCCCAAGCGAAGUCCUGGUUUGCACAACCAGUCCUGACAGGCCUGGACCUCCGACCAGACCCCUCAUUAAAGGACCCGUCACAUCUCAUGGCUUCAGUGUCAAGUGGGAUGCUCCAAAGGACAGCGGUGGCUCAGAAAUCCUUAAGUAUCUGCUGGAGAUCACAGAUGGAACUUCAGAAGCUGGUCAGUGGGAAGUGGCCUACAGUGGGUCUGCUACGGAGUAUGUCUUUACCCACUUGAAACCGGGCACUUUGUACAAACUGCGAGUCUGCUGCAUCAGCACCGGUGGGCACAGUCAGUGUUCUGAAAGUCUCCCUGUUCGCACACUAAGCCUCGCGCCAGGGCAGUGCCGACCACCGAGGGUUUUGGGUAGACCAAAGCACAAGGAAGUCCACUUAGAGUGGGAUGUCCCUGCAUCUGAACGUGGCUGCGAGGUCUCGGAGUACAGUGUGGAGAUGACGGAGCCUGAAGACGUAGCUUCCGAGGUGUACCACGGGCCUGAGCUGGAGUGCACGGUCGGCAACCUGCUCCCUGGAACUGUGUAUCGCUUCAGAGUGCGGGCUCUGAAUGAUGGAGGGUACGGGCCCUACUCUGAUGUGUCAGAAAUCACCACGGCCGCAGGGCCCCCGGGGCAGUGCAGAGCGCCCUGUCUGUCCUUCACACCUGACGGAUGCGUGUUGGUGGGUUGGGAGAGUCCUGAAAGCCCUGGAGCCGACAUCUCUGAGUACAGGUUGGAAUGGGGCGAAGACGAAGAAUCUUUAGAAGUCAUUUACCAUGGUCCAGACACCUGCUUUGAGAUUCAAGAUCUGUUGCCUGCUGCGCAGUAUUGCUGCAGACUACAGGCCUUUAAUCCAGCAGGUGCAGGGCCGUAUAGUGAGCUUGUCCAUUGCCAGACACCUGCCUCUGCCCCCGACCCUGUGUCCACGCUGUGUGUCCUGGAGGAGGAGCCCCUCGGUGCCCGCCUGGACCCACCCUCCGUGUGCCUUGUGCUGAACUGGGAAGAGCCGUGCAGUAAUGGAUCGGAAAUCGUCGCUUACAACCUCGAUCUCGGAGACACUAGCAUCACUGUGGGCAAUACUACCACACACGUGAUAAAGGACCUCCUUCCAGAAACUACAUACCGGAUCAGAAUUCAGGCUAUCAAUGAAAUUGGAGUUGGACCAUUUAGUCAGUUCAUUAAAGCGAAAACUCGGCCAUUACCGCCCUUGCCUCCUAGGCUCGAAUGUGCUGCAUCUGGUCCACAGAGCCUGAAGCUGAAGUGGGGAGACAGCAACUCCAAGAUCCACGCUGCUGAGGCCAUGGUGUACACGCUGCAGCUGGAGGACAGGAACAAGAGGUUUGUUUCGAUCUACAGAGGACCCAGCCACACCUACAAGGUCCAGAGACUGACAGAGUUCACCUGCUACUCCUUCAGAAUCCAGGCAGCGAGUGAGGCAGGGGAAGGACCUUUCUCAGAAACCUACACCUUCAGCACAACCAAAAGUGUCCCUCCCACGCUCAAAGCCCCUCGAGUGACACAGUUAGAAGGAAACGCAUGUGAAAUCCUAUGGGAGACGGUACCACCAAUGAAAGGCGACCCUGUUAACUACAUUCUGCAGGUAUUGGUCGGAAGAGAAUCUGAGUACAAACAGGUGUACAAGGGAGAAGAAUCCACAUUCCAAAUCUCAGGCCUCCAGAGCAACACAGACUACCGAUUCCGUGUGUGUGCAUGCCGCCGCUGUGUGGACACCUCCCAGGAGCUCAGUGGAGCUUUCAGCCCCUCUGUGGCCUUUGUGUUACAACGACAUGAGGUCAUGCUGGCAGGCGACAUGGGGAGCGUGGACGAUCCCAGAAUGAAGGGCAUGAUGCCUACUGAUGAACAGUUUGCCGCCCUCAUAGUGCUGGGCUUCGCGACCUUGUCCAUUCUAUUUGCCUUUAUAUUACAGUACUUCUUAAUGAAGUAAACCCAGCAGACUAGAGGUCUGAGUGGAAUGCCACAUUUUAAUACACAUUUACUCAGAGCCUUCCUUUUUAAGCCUUUUGUUCUUUGAUUUAUAUACUUCUCUUGUUUUACAGAUUUAGCUAGGGGAAACAGUCAGUGUUUGCCUGCACCAAUUUGAGAUGCAAAACUAGGAAGAGGUUAAACUGGAUUUAAAAAUAAUAAUAAUCAAUAAAUAAAAGAAGAAAUAAGAAGAGGAGAAGGGAGCAGAGGAAAGCACCAGCCACCAAGAGCUAGUGUGCCCAGUGCCCAGUGUGCCCUGUGAGCGCAGUGUGCCCAGUGAGCGCAGUGUGCCCAAUGCCCAGUGAGCGCAGUGUGCCCAGUGCCCUGUGAGCGCAGUGUGCCCAGUGAGCGCAGUGUGCCCAGUGCCCAGUGUGCCCAGUGAGUGCAGUGUGCCCACUGAGCGCAGUGUGCCCACUGAGCGCAGUGUGCCCAGUGAGCGCAGUGUGUCCAGUGCCCAGUGUGCCCAGUGAGCACAGUGUGCCCAGUGUGCCCUGUGAGCACAGUGUGCCCAGUGAGCACAGUGUGCCCAGUGCCCAGUGAGUUUAUGUUUUCAAGCUUUCCACUAUGCUUCUAUUCUGUUUCCACAGAUGUCUUUUGCAAGUCUUGAUUUUUUUGUGUGUUCCAGUUUAGUAAUUUAUAUUCACAGUCACUUGUUGAUCGUCUCUGUCUGUAAACAGAAUCACAGUGUAUGGAGUUCAGGGCUGGGAUUUCGCUGUUGUCAGAGUGGUACCACACAAGAACAUACAGAACAUGUGUGCCUUCGGCUGAGGCCACCUAGACCAUCCUAUCAUCACUCAGUUAUGUAACUGUUUAGCUCAUCGAAAUCAAAGUGUGUACUUUAAUCUAAAUGUGUUACUACUCUGUAUCCCUUAUGAUUUUAACACUAUGAGUUGCCUGUCUAAGAAAUCACAUAACCAAAUUUGCACCUAUAAGUGAUGGAGCAUUGUAGAUCCCCACACGGUCCGUAGCAGUAACUUUAAGAGGGCAUUGUGCAAUAGUUAGUUGUUUCCUGUCCAGCUACUUUAAGAGCUGCUUUAACUUGCCUGUCUGUCUUUGUAUAUAACUACUUCUAAUCUAAUCACUAGAGUUAUUAUAUUCUGUUAUGUUUGACGUCAGAAUUGUGUGACGAGAACUCAUGGCAGUUGAAUGCCUCACAGUUGUGAGCUGUCUCCUUCCAUGCUGGCCCAUUCUUUUUGACAGAUUUGCCUUUGGCUGUCCUUCGGAGUAUCAGUGAAGUGGAUGAAGUUCCACACCUUAGUUCAGUGCCCGUAAGACUAAUGCAGCAGUAGCUACAUUCUCACUGAUAGAGCCCAUGAGGGAACGCCUGCAUUUGUCCUUCUGUUUCUUUGGGCUUGAUCCGGCCACAUGUAGAGAGGGAGUGCUAACUGGCUGUAAGCACAGUGUGUUUGGGGCCGAAGAGCCUACAAGAUUCUCUCCUGGGUCUGUCACUCACUUGCUCUGUGACCUCUCUGUGCCUGUUUUCCCAUGCAUGAGAAAUCAGAUCAAAUCAAAUCAAAUCAAAUGGGGAUUCAGUAUCUGUAAGUGCUUUGAGACCUUGGAUCCACCGGUGCUAUUGGAGUGCAAGUGUUAUCUCGCAUGUUCAUGUAGAGUCGUGAGAUAAUCAGUUCUAACCCAGAGUCAUCGGAUUACUCACAUGAAGUCCACGAUGUUCGAGUACCUCAGGGACACGUAAGAGCUGGAGGUGCAACUGUAUCCAAAGGGAGCGACAGACACAGCCGAUCCCCGCGCUCGUGGUUGUUUGUAUAUUUUUGCUCCUUGGUUUUUCUUGAUCAUAGCUGUUUGUUCUUGGUCUGUGUUGUCUAUGAUGCAGUAAGUACCCUGUACUAGCUUAUGAUAUUCCCAUACCAAAGUCAUGGGGAAACCAACAUUAUUUUGUUUUGGGUUUAUUUAUACUAUAUUCUGCAUACAGUACUUUAAAUGCCAAUUACAGUGCAAUCUUUAUUUAUUGUAAAAAUUUUUAAAUGUACUUAUGUACUAAUUUGCUCUCAUAGCAUGUUAUAUUUUGUGUGUUUUAUACUUUUGUAAUUUUAGGUCAGUUUUGUUCCCUGGCAGCAUCUGUAGUAUUAACCUUCUGACAUUUUCUUGUGUUUUUAAAGAUAAGAAGAGCAUCUAACUCAUUAAAUGCCAAAAAAAAAAAAAAUCCCAUUAUCAGUGAUUGAAAGGUUUACAUGUACCCAGAACACCAUAAUCAUCUCUCGGAAGAGUGCUAAGAUCAAUGCAUUAUCGUGUGCCUAUAUCGAUGUAGUUAAGUACUAGAGAGCUCUGUAUUUUGUUAUUGACUAUAAUAAUUAGUGUAAUUAGACUUGUAAACUGAUGGUAUCAAGGUAAAUAUAUUUUUGCCAAAGCUCUGGCCUUCAGAAACUCAUCUUUCAUCUAAAUGUGUCGUGUGACCCACUGUGACAUUACAUCUGCAUUUUCUGAGACAAUUGUAAGCAGGUGAAAGCAAAUUCAGUGGACUAAUUUUUCAAGCUAUUUGUGGGGAGAGUCUUCUGGAACACUUCAGCACUGCUGCUGUAAAUGAUCCCCUGGAUCGGUUGAAUGGUUUUAAAGGAAAUAAUAUUUCCAGCCAAAAUCUCUGUGAACGUUUGCUCUUCCAGAGAGUUCCAUGCCCCGUGACCAUCAGAAAAGCUGAAGUGUGGCACACGAGCAGACAGCACUUUAUUCUAUUGCUCUCCACUACUUGUUUCCAUUAUGUCUCUUCAGUCAGGAAGUUAUUCCUCCACAUGGCACUAUUUUGUAUCACAAGUCUGUAUAUGUGCUGUGGAUAGAUAACUCUAUGUAUUGCUGUCACAAAGGAGCAGUAAGAGAAAGAGUCCUGUUAACCUCCCUCUACCCUUUGCCAUAUGUAGGAUGAGUGAGCGGCUUUCUGAUGCUCUGAUGCUUCUCUGUAUGUCACACGCAUCCCUGACACAAGAAAUCCAGUCAUCUGAAGCAAACCGCCCUUUGUCCUCAAAGAAAAUGUUUAACAAGAAAACUUUUUUAAAGGAUAUUUUGCAUAUUAUCUGCCUUGUUCUUAUCAAACUUGAGAUGUUGACAUUUUCUAGCCCUGUUUCUUUGGCUACAAUCAUGCAGUAUUUGUGUCAAAAUUGAAAAGUGCCCUAAUAGAAUGUGUUUGAAUGUUAUCCUUGCACAGUUCUUUAAAUUGAAAGAUGAAAUGUUUUACCUCACUGUUGGACAUACAUUCCAAGCUUUUCAACUUUAGGAGAAAAAAAUAAUCAUGUUUUCCUGUCUUGUAAAUUUUAGAUUAUUUCAUAUACGUUGUAUUAAAACUGCCAUAUCAAUUUUAAUGUAUAGAUUUUGCAAAUACUAUGCUAUAUGUAAUACCUAACUGUAUCUGUAGUGUAUAUGUAAUAUAUUUAUGCCCAAUAAAUGUUUUAAUUCUUUCUGA